Monoraphidium neglectum is the source of this 337-nucleotide messenger RNA. RefSeq lists its product as hypothetical. The annotation marks the transcript as partial. The transcript has a single exon. NCBI's taxonomy places the organism in Eukaryota, Viridiplantae, Chlorophyta, Chlorophyceae, Sphaeropleales, Selenastraceae. The record is from RefSeq and is a predicted model, not a curated record.
GGAAUGGGGCGUCGCGCCGCUGCACGUGCGCGAGGGCGGCACCAUGCCCGUGGCCAGCCUCAUCGAGAAGCUGCUCGGCGCCCCCGCGCUACUAAUUCCCAUGGGCCAGUCGUCGGACAAUUGCCACCUCGCGAACGAGCGGCUGAGGCGCCUCAACCUCGUGAAAGGGAAGAACGUGGUGCGCCAUCUGUUGGAAGAGCUCGUCGCCGCGUCGGCGGGCGCGCGGCCCGCGGCCGCGCGCGCGGGCUCGGCGGCCGGGACGGCGGCGGCGAUCGCGGCGGCGAUGGGGGGCGGGGGGCUCGCGGACGGCGGCGCGGGCGCGGCAGCGGGGCUGUAG